Molecule: messenger RNA, 3310 nt
Organism: Metopolophium dirhodum (rose-grain aphid)
Lineage: Eukaryota; Metazoa; Arthropoda; Insecta; Hemiptera; Aphididae
Gene: Sans
Product: pre-mRNA splicing regulator USH1G
Exons: 10
Coding region: 336-1781 (481 amino acids)
Molecular function (GO): protein binding
Source: RefSeq, a predicted model, not a curated record
UCUUAGUGACGGGUGCGAACGGUCCGUUGUCGUGCGUGGAUACCGCCGUCGUCGCCGCCGCGUUAGUUUGAGCCCGCGCGUGGGAAAAUUUGAAUGAAAAAAUUUCCGGACGAGUUUUGUUUUUAUAGUAUGUAAUAUCGUUGAUUACAAUAGUGUCCGCUGUGGAUUUUGCAUUCGAAUGACCAAUGAUCGCAGGAGACGAGACGGCGAGGGUUUAACCGUGUGAAUUGAUUAAUGCGGACGGGGAUCUGUAGUAGUUUAGGACGACUUGACCUGAGAUCAUCAGCAGCAGACGAUCAGAGUGAAUCCGGACGAGGUGAACUGCAUUACGAACCAUGAGCACGAGAUUCCAUAAAGCGGCUCAAGACGGUUUCGUAAACCUAUUGAAAGAGGCAACUAAAAGAGAUUGUAACGCCAAAGAUGAUGACGGAAUGACGCCGACGCUUUGGGCGGCUUUCAAAGGGCACCUGGAAGCGUUGAGGAUACUCGUCGGCAGAGGCGGUGAUCCUGAAAAAUGCAAUUACCAUCUUGGACAAAAUGCAUUACAUCUGGCCGCAUCUAAAGGACAUUUGAGUUGUGUGACGUUUCUUGUCGGUUUCGAUGUCAACUUGUGGGCUUUAGACUUGGACUUUCUCACGGCAAUGCAAUUAGCAGCCAUACAUGGUAAAUCGCAAGUACUCCAAUACUUGGAUAAAGCGGCCGCAUCUCAAAUAAUGCAGAACAAGAAAAAAGUUGAAUCUAAGAAAGAAAAGGCUCAGAAAGACGCAGAACGUAAUCAAAAGAAGUACGAAGAUCGGACGAAAAAAGAAAGAGAAAAAGAGAAAAAGCAAAUUAGAAGGGUAGAAAAAGAAUACUUGGGUGGCAACAAAGCAGAUUCGGAAACUGCCAUACCUACUGUUCGAUCAAUUCCUUUGUCUUUGCGAAAAUCAUCAUCGGACCUGUCCUGUAAGUCGUUUACAGAGAUCGUCGGAUCCGGUACCGUGAAGAAACCGUUUGUUAGCUCGGGCGGUGUGAAGAAGAUAUUGGACAGGAAACUGAAGGCGGCAGCGGCAGCGGUGGACGCCCACAACAAAACCAAUAAAUCGUCGUACAAAUCGAUAAAAGAGGUCGAGGAUAGCACGAGUGUACGAACCAUAACGUCCAAUGGAGAUUCGCAAAUUAUUUAUGUCAAUUCGUACGAGAACGAGAACGGAGGGAAAAGAGGCAGGAUUUCGGAUGUGUUCGAGUUGCACCGCACAAUUUCGCAACCGAACUUCAUCAUGGAUCUACAAAACGACGAUAAAGUACACUGGCACGAUCAAGGUAGCAUGUUCGAUCGACCGGGUUUCGGAAGCGUCGCGUUCAGGCAAAACGUGACCACAAUUCCAGUACCAGACGUGUCUAGGGCGACCAUUGAAGACGAGGCGUGCAGUAUCGGCAGCGCUGGAAGUCUAGUGAAGCGGAACCAGCCGAGCAGCACAAUGUCCUGGGACGAAUUUCAAAACAGCGACGAGGAAAACAUCGCGCUGAACGGGCGCAGUACAAAGUGGUCGGCCGUGCACAAGUUUCUGGUGUCGGCGGGCGUCGGCGAGUACGUCAACAAGUUCGUCGAGCAGCGGGUGGACCUGGACGCGCUGUUCAUGCUCGACGACCGAGACCUGAUCUCGCUCGGUCUCCCACUUGGCCCCAGGAAGAAGCUGCUCGGCGCCAUCGACGAGCGGGCGGGGAGACGCUGCGCCCGCGAAAAUAUUGGCGUCUGUCCGGACGCGAUGGCUCCUGCAAAAUCGCUAAACGGGUGUUGAUUAGUAAUUUUAUGAAAAAAAAAAAUAAAAAAUACCACAUCACGACUGCGUAUCGCGGGCAUUCGGUUAACGGGUUUUCGUUAGGGAGGUAUGUAUAUUAUUGUGGGAGGCUGUGAUUUUAAUGCACUAACAAAAUAAUAUAGCAUUAAACUAUGCAUUAAAAAAAUGUCACAAACUCGUAUUAAAACUAAAUAAUAAAAUAAAUAAAUAUUUUAAAUCAUCACGUACGUAACCCAUUCGUCAAGCAUAAAAAGUCAAUUUUUUAAUUAUAAUUUAAUAAUUUAAGAAUACAAUCGAAAGCAUUACGAAUAUUUUAUCAUCUGUAUUCAUAAUUUAUUGUUACUGACAAGUCGUAUUGACAAUAAUCUAAAAAUAAAUCGUCUUUGUAAGUAGAAUUCCAUAAUAUCAUAACAUAGGAAUCGAAAUUAACAAAAAAAAAAAUGUGUGCCCGAUCACAAUCGAAAUACUUUGGAAGAAAAAACAUAAUUUAUGUAAAGUAUAAUAAUAUAAUAUAAAAGUAUUAGUAGGUAUUUGUUAUAAAAAUUAUAAGAGUAUAAUCUAUGAAUGUUAGUACCCAUCUAUUACGCUAGCAGUAAUAUGUAAAACAAAAUAUGUAAAUCAAACUCAAUUUCUUCUAUGAAAAGAAUUUAAAAAAAAAAAAAACUAUGCACAUAACCUCUUCACAGGACUGUAUGCAAAAGCUAUUAAAUUUAAUUAAAUUUCGUCUUUAGGUUAAAAACUAAAUAUUAUUUUCAACUGAAUCUUGAACAAAAUAUACAUCGCUCGAUGAAUUAUUGUGAUUGAAGAAUACCCGCAAUGUGUACGAUAAUUAUAAACUGUUAACGACAUAAUAUAUAAUAAGUAGGUAAUAAUAAUGUGUAUAAUAUAAUAUUAUCAUGUAAGGGUAUACUAAUAUUUUUAAGUUAUUUUUAUAAUAACUAAGUAUUAAUUCGGUACGCGUUUGCGUUUGUGCAUUAUUUCUUGAACUAUUGUUUUGCUCUGCUUUUGGUUUGGAAUUAUCUAACAUUAUGUUAGUUCGUGAUUAGUAUUGUACUUUUUUUUUAAAUAAUUAUCCUAACGUAUGUCUCUACUUUUACUAGAAUAAUAUUUUAUAAGACUUGUGUAAUAUAAUAUAAUCGUACAAUGUGUAAACUGGCAAUGCCGGUAGUAAUUAUUAAAUAAAGGUAUGCUUGUGAUUACAUUAACUUACCAAUAUAAUUAAAUAUUAGCAUUACUGCAUUAGCCAAUAGGUUUAUACUUUAUAGGCACUUCGACUGACACUGUCGUUGAGAUUGCCAAAUAAGUAAAACAUAUUUUAAGCUGUAUGAUAAGUAUUUAUUAUAUUUGAAUAAAUCUAUUUGUGGCUAAUAAACCCAUGUAUAUGGUUUAUCUGGACUUACUCACUAGAUAUACGUAUAUUAAAAAUUAUUUUAUAACUAUAAUCCUCAAUGGUUAGCUUAUUACAAUAUUUAUUAUUACCUAUAUAAUAUUAUACAUUAUACGAUAUAAAAUGAGUUCAAUUAAACAAU